This is a messenger RNA of Coniophora puteana RWD-64-598 SS2, 1705 nucleotides long. RefSeq lists its product as uncharacterized. Gene Ontology annotation, cellular component: nucleus. Gene Ontology annotation, molecular function: DNA-binding transcription activator activity, RNA polymerase II-specific; RNA polymerase II transcription regulatory region sequence-specific DNA binding. Bases 191 to 1144 code for a protein of 317 amino acids. Gene Ontology annotation, biological process: regulation of transcription by RNA polymerase II. The record is from RefSeq and is a predicted model, not a curated record. The transcript has a single exon. NCBI's taxonomy places the organism in Eukaryota, Fungi, Basidiomycota, Agaricomycetes, Boletales, Coniophoraceae.
AUCGUAUUAGCUGCCCACGCCCAGCCCCUCCCCCGCCAUCGCAGCUGUAGCCGCCGCACACCAUCUGGCUCUUUGACUACGCCAUCGCAUUCCAGGAAUAGCUGCCCAGUGCCGUAUACUCCCUUCCACCAGCAAGAAGCGGCGCUAGACGACAUACAUCCUAUACAGUAUCGACUCUGCAUCGUCAUACAUGUCUCCUCACGCCCUCCACGGUCUUAACGUCGUACAGCCCGUUGCCUCCUCUUCGGAUUCGCUCUCGGGCGACCCGCUCGCAACACCCAACCUCCCAGACUUCUCCGCUCACCUCGACCUCUGGACAAAUCUUGCCUUCCAGUCCGCUGACGAGCCGAGUCGUUCCGCUCUUCCCCAUCAGCAUGAUAACUUUGCCCAGCACCAGCACCUUCACCAUCAGCAACAGCCUAUCCACCUCCCGUCCUCAGACGUCGAUCUCCACAGCAUCCUCUCCAGUUUUGGCAUAGACCCUUAUCUACUCCCUCCUUCGAUGACCAUGCCUUCGAACCAAAACCAAUCCACAUCGCAACCGCAACAACAGCAGCUUCAGCCGCCCCAGCAGCAAGCGCCCGUCUCUGCCCCCCAGACACCUUUGCCUAUGCCCUCGCUCGCUCAAUUGCUUGCACUCCAUGCCGCCCAGUCCCAGGUCCAGCCCCCGCAGGCCAUGAUGCCGCCCCAACAGCCUGCCCCCCUUACCACCCAUACCACUCAUUCAUCCCCUCCUACUUCUCAUCGCCUAUCACCUACUCCGUCUGCCCCCGCACCGGCGCCUAAGCGUCAACGUAAAAACACGAUCUCCAACGACCAAGCUGCCUCUCCCAUUGCUUCGUCGCCAGCAUCUCCAUCUGCGGCUGACAGCCCAGGUAGCAGCGAUGGCGUCGUCGGUACGGAGGACAAGCGCCGUCGUAACACCGCCGCAUCCGCCCGUUUCCGUCUCAAGAAAAAGGAACGUGAGGUCGCUCUCGAGCGACGUGCGAAGGAGCUUGAAGAGCGGGUCGCAGAACUCGAGCGCGAGUGCGAGGGUCUCCGCCGCGAGAAUGGCUGGCUCAAGGGUCUCGUCGUCGGCGUGACGGGCGCUGGUGCUGCCCACCAGGCUCAGGCCCAAGCUCAAGGUGUCACAGUAGCGAAAUAACGCCGACCAGUUGCCGAAUCUGAUUGAUGCAGAUCUGGGUUUCUGGGAGGUUGACCCCUCGGCGCGCCGCGGGAAGGACCACCGACUGUCGUCGAGGCUGGAGCAGGCGACGGACGGAAGGUAUCGCGGUUGCGAUGCGAGGGAUUUGGGGGGAAAAGCCGGCUUCGUGGCAGGCGCUGUAGGGUCCACACCAUACAACUCUCGGCGCGUGGCUCGCUGCGUGGGCAUAAUGGCCUUGUCGCACAUAUUUUAUCAUUGAUGGGCCACUCACUACUCACUAUACGCUUAUCUAUAAAGUUAUAACGCCAUGCACAUUUAUAUGACUAGUUUCUGUAUGCUUUUACUUACCUUCCUUUGUACUGUCUGGCUUAUCAACGCUCAUCCUUACGAGUCUGCUACCGCAUCAGUCAGCGCGUGUACCAUUGUACAUUAAUGUUACGGGGUCGUGGCGCGUCAAUCACAAGAGUCCCUCUUUCAUUUCAUCACCUGCAUGUAGAUAGACUUUCAGAGGAUCAUACCUUCUAUGUAUAAACAUUGCAAUGCAUCACGGCGAGACAACAC